UCCAAAGAAUUGAAGGACAAGUUAUCUAAGAAGAGGGAUAUCGAACACGAGCCCAAAAUCGAAGGAAUUGGUCUACGUCCGCUUUCUCAUACCGAAGCGAUCGGUUUACUGAAAGGUUUUGGCCUUGAUUCGUAAGGUCUAUUGUAAUAUGAUUAAUAAAUCGAUUGUUUCUGCAAUUACUUUGAUUGGUAGUGCAGUUGGCGUGGUAUGCUACUUUUACAGAAGAUCACGUAAGAUUUGUUGGAAACCGAUUGGAACUGUAGGUGAUCUGUUAAUCUACCCGUUGAAAAGUGGACGGCGGGUUUCAAUUAAAAGUGCAGUUUGUACACAGUUCGGAUUGGAAGCCGGGAUGCUGAAGGACAGGUGUCUUGUAGUGUACAAUGAAGAGACGAAAGCGUUUCAGACAGCGAGAAACUUCCCCAGGUUGCUGCUGAUCGAAACAAAGACCAAUAAGGGUGGUUUUACUUUAAUCAGCCCCGGUACUGUUCCGCUUGGAAUUACAAUUCCGAAAUUAGGGAAUAGUCGCGAAGAUUACGUUGUGAUGUGGAAUGGUGAAAAAGUGUUCACCAUAGACUGUGGGGAUGAAGCGGCAGAAUGGAUUUCGAAAACUCUCUUAGGGUAUUGUUACGGUUUACGGUUGGGUUACCACGAUGGAUCCCGUAAGAGAGAUAUACGCAAAUUCCACAGUAGAUACAUAGAAAUGUAUCCCAAAUUAAAACGUGCUACUUCUGGCAAGUAUAGCGAUUUGUCUACGAUUUUAUUAUUGACCGACUCAUCCGUGAAUGACGUGAUUAGUAGAGUUACUAACGUAUCAAAGCAUAAUUUUCGGCCAAAUAUCGUGAUCGGAGGUGCAAAUAUAGAACCAUACUCGGAGGAUAACUGGGAUCGAAUUAAAGUUGGAGAUGUCGUUCUUAAAAGUGUCAUGCCAUGCCCUCGAUGCUCGAUAACUACAAUCGACCCUGAAAGCGGAUUGCACAAUGAGGGCUUCGAACCUAUUACCACAAUGAAAAAGUAUAGAAAAUUGACCAAGUACAAUUCGGGGUUGAGCUAUCCAAAUUUAGGGGUUUAUAUGAGCGUGGAGCAUCCGGGAAGAAUUUGCGUGGGUGACGUGGUGUACAUACCAGAUAACUGAAAAUAUUUUUGUUUGCCCUUCAUUGUCAUGCACUUAUAAUGUCUAAGCUUAUGAUUUGUUCCUUGUUCUGAAUAGUGAAUAUACCUAUCAAGUUAGUGGUAGAACAGAUGGCGCUGUUUUAAUCUGAACUUUCCCUUGCACUUUUUGUAAACUUUCUGGACUUUUAUGUUUAAAUAAAGGCAAUAUUAUUAUUAACGUA
Messenger RNA from Photinus pyralis (common eastern firefly), 1331 nucleotides. Its product is annotated as mitochondrial amidoxime-reducing component 1-like. Lineage: Eukaryota; Metazoa; Arthropoda; Insecta; Coleoptera; Lampyridae. The transcript has 5 exons. The record is from RefSeq and is a predicted model, not a curated record. The coding region runs from base 149 to 1132 and encodes 327 amino acids. Gene Ontology annotation, molecular function: molybdenum ion binding; catalytic activity; pyridoxal phosphate binding.